AUGGCUUUUAGGCCAACGUCCGCUCGCUUCCUACAGCUCACACGCGGUUUGCUUCACGAGAACCCCUUGGGUCUUCCGCGAUCAGGAACACCGCCCACAUGGGGGAAACGACCACAGAAGCGAAAGAUCGCCGGCGUUGACAAGGUCAUCGCAGUGUCCUCGGCUAAAGGCGGAGUCGGCAAGAGCACAAUCGCUGAGCUUACAAUUCGAAAAGCAAACUUAUCGUUAGCAUUCGCGCGAAAAGGUCUACGUGCGGGAAUCCUAGAUGUCGACAUCUUUGGACCCUCGAUACCGACCUUGUUUGAUCUCUCAGGAGAACCGCGUUUGUCAAGUAACAACCAGCUCGUGCCCUUGACCAACUAUGGCGUAAAGACCAUGUCCAUGGGGUACCUUGUUGGAGAGAAUGCCCCAGUGGUCUGGCGUGGGCCAAUGGUCAUGAAAGCUGUACAGCAACUCUUGCAUGAAGUUGACUGGGGAGGUCUGGACAUGCUUGUUCUGGAUCUUCCUCCGGGGACUGGCGACACACAGCUCACCAUCACACAGCAAGUCAUCCUAGAUGGCGCUGUCAUAGUUACCACGCCGCAUACGCUGGCGACCAAGGACGCCGUCAAGGGCAUCAACAUGUUCAAGACGGUGGACGUCGACAUUCUGGGACUGGUUCACAACAUGGCGCUGUUCAAGUGCCCGCACUGCAACGGCGAGACGCACGUGUUCGGCUCGAACGAAAGGGUGGAGCGAAUGUGCAGCGACCACCACAUUGACUUUUUGGGUGACAUCCCGCUACAUCCCAACAUUGGCGAUGAUGGCGAGAGAGGCAAGCCAACGGUGGUUGCGGAGCCUACAAGCGAGCGAGCGUCAGCGUUCCUGAACAUUGCGGGGGAUCUCAUGACCAAAGUCGGCUUGAAAACUGGGUAG
Molecule: messenger RNA, 915 nt
Organism: Emericellopsis atlantica
Lineage: Eukaryota; Fungi; Ascomycota; Sordariomycetes; Hypocreales; Bionectriaceae
Product: P-loop containing nucleoside triphosphate hydrolase protein
Exons: 4
Coding region: 1-915 (304 amino acids)
Biological process (GO): iron-sulfur cluster assembly; mitochondrial respiratory chain complex I assembly
Cellular component (GO): mitochondrion
Molecular function (GO): ATP binding; ATP-dependent FeS chaperone activity; 4 iron, 4 sulfur cluster binding
Source: RefSeq, a predicted model, not a curated record